CGACCUUGAGCCGGGCCGGUUGAUUUUUUUCCCAAACAAAGAAGAAUUUAAGUUUUUACUUAUUUACAUUUCAUAAAAUGAGCUAAAGUGUUAAGUUGUGUAAAAAAAACUCUUCACAUUCGUACAUAACCUCGAAGUGUAUCAUGUCCUUGUUGAAGAAUCUUUUAUCAUUUUUCUGGAAAACAACAAUUCCUUGUGAAGCCCCACUUGCCUUAGAUGAAGCUUACAAGGUAAUUACGGAAUGUGAAGAAAAACUCCCAAACCAAGUACCCCAAAAUGAAAAAAAAGAGGAAGAAGAGAUUGGCACCUAUGAAGUCUUCAGUAAAGUAGGCAAGAUCACUCACAUUGUUGACGAUUCAUUUAGAAUAGAUGAUUUAUACGAUUUUAAAAGUGAUUUAGAGAAUCUCUUAGUGGGGACAAAGGUUUCGUACCAGUUAAUUAAAUCUACUGAGGUUGAAAUUAAGAUUGUUGACGUUAAUGUAUUGGAAAAUGACUGGAACGUGAUAGAUACUGGAAAAAAAUCAUGCCAUGAGCGUGUUUUAAUAUGUAACGUUAAGAAAAGGGUAAAUCGGGUGCUUACUUUAACGCCAGGAGAGAUUAUUGUGAAUUUAAACAAUAUUUGCACUGAAUUCAUUCCAAUAGAGGGUGACUGGGUUGAAUUGGAUGUAAAGUGUGAAAUUGACGAAAACGUUGUUGAUUUGAAUGGAAAAAUUAUCGAGAUUAAUAAAUUGCUGCCGUUGAGACCUCAAGUCAAGCUCGGACAUGUGACUCAAUGGAAUUCCGAAAGUAGGUCGGGAGUCAUUGAAAAAAAUAUUUUUUUCGAUAAAGAUUCGCUUUAUUGCGGUUACAUUCCCGUUAGGGGUGAUAAAGUCGUCGCCGAAAUAAUCGAAAGCAAUCAAGGGACUUGCUCCUGGCGGGCAUUAAAAGUUCUCCCAGAUAACUUACAGUUCAAGGAAAAUAAAGACACGAUUAUAACAAAAGAAGAAAAUUGUCAGGAAACCCAUGACAGUGUUAGUAUUACAGAUAAUAUCAGCCUAACUUUCACUAAAUUGGGCGAAAGUAAGUUAUUUGCGGUGGAAGUAGAAUCCCGAGAGGAGGUCCAGUUGGUCUGCAUUGAAAUCCCUAAAGUGAACGGUCAGUGUCGCCUUAACACCAAUAUUGACCACUUCACCCUCAAACCUGAUCGACCUUUAACAGUUCGGGUAGAGUGUAAAGCUAAAAAUAUCGGCGAAAGUCAGGAACUCCUAAUUUUCCACUUCGACACAUUCAAAAUAAAGCGCUGGAUCACCAUUAACGUGGCCUCCUACAAGCCGAAAAAUAUCAGAAAAAGCAACGACGUUAGAAGACAGGUCGUCUCAAGGGACAAAAAGGAGCUGAUCAGAGGCCAAAAAAUACGCACAGCUGUGCGUUUUCUACCCUUCCAAAUGCCAGACUUUGCCGUUCCUGAACGGCUCCUCAAUUUAAUAGCAGCGAAUCGACACCAAUCAAAUUACUUGAAAUCCGAGCUUGAACGAAUGAAACCGUGCCUCGUAACGACGCUAAACUACAUGAACUUUGAGGACAAGUUUCACACUUUGCUUCAUUUGGAUGAAGUCCAMSGGAUGUUAGAAAUGCAGAAUUAUGACCAGGAGAGGGUUUGUUUCGUGAAGAGCGGGGAAUAUUUGCUUCUGCAAAUUGAUAAUUUGGCCGAGAGGAGGCCGUCUGUAAUACUAGGCGAUAGAGUUAUUGCGAGGAGUAUUAAAGACCCGAAUAGUCCGGAUUUCGAGGGUUACAUCCACAAGAUUGGGAAGAAUCACGUUUUUAUAAAGUUUUCGCAAAUGUUUCACAACUCGUACGAUGGAGAGGACUACUCCGUUUAUAUAAAGGCUUCCAGAGUUACAUACAGACGYAAGCAUUUUGCUGUAAAUUUGGCUGUGAGGAAUUUGGGKAAGGAUUGGUUAUUUCCGACGKGAAUCCCCGAGAAGGAGCCCCAAGUGGAUUUUUCUUUUGACAGCUACGUUGACUCACUAAAUAACGAAURGAGUAGUUUAGACUCUCCUGAUUCUAAACCAUCGCAUAAUAUAUUGGCGAAGAAACAGCUUUUGGAGAAGAUUCGAAAAUUCAYUGAMAGUACCGAAAAGCCACUUCCAUUGCGUAAAUUGGAAUGGCACAAUAAUUCCCUCAAUUACUACCAGAAYGAAGCAGUAAGGAAUAUUCUGCUAGGGYUCUGUCGACCACUACCUUAUAUUAUUUUUGGGCCUCCUGGCACCGGUAAAACUGUCACUGUAGUSGAGACAGUCUUGCAAAUUUUGAGGAUGAUGCCCCAUUCGAGGAUUCUACUAUGUGCCCCUUCGAACAGUGCUGCUGAUUUGCUGGCAUUGCGUUUGAUCGAUUCAGGUGUUUUGAAACCRGGAGAUUUGAUCAGGAUGAUUGCAGUGACUGCAAUUAGUUCGAUUCCGCCUAGGUUAGCCCCAUACACUGCUACGGCUAACACAGAAAAGGAAGGAACAGAGACUUCUCUUCCGCUGGUUGGCCCAAAUGGGCUAGUGUUAGGUUGUAGCUCUACAGUAUUAGGAAGACACCGACUCACUAUCAGCACUUGUUCAAGUGCCGGUUUAUUAUAUUCCAUGGGUUUCUCGAAAGGACAUUUUUCRCACAUUAUUGUCGAUGAAGCGGGCCAAACAUCUGAACCAAGUGUUUUGAUACCUUUGGCAUUUUUAGAUGUUACAAGUGGUCAAGCUAUUUUAGCUGGUGAUCCGAUGCAAUUGGGGCCUGUGGUUUUGUCGCAUCUUGCUUCCGAAUAUGGUCUUGAGGAGUCAUUUUUGGAACGAAUGAUCUCUCGCUUUCCUUACAUGAAAGAUUCACAAGGUUUCCCCAAGACGUUCGGUUACGAUCCACGGAUGAUUACCAAAUUGAUCUACAAUUACCGUUCCCUACCCAAUAUUCUUAAAUUACCCAGUCUUUUGUUUUAUAAUGAUGAUUUAAUACCAACGAUUUCAGAAGUGGACAGCAAAGAAACAUCAAUUUUAGCACAAUUGGAAGAAAUCUUACCCCGCGAUAGGAAUGGGAAAACUGCGUCGUUAAUUUUCCACGUCGUGAUUGGGGAAAAUUUUCAAACGGAAGAUUCGCCCUCAUGGUUUAACCCCAGUGAGGCGUCGCAGGUGUUUUUCUACGUCAACGAACUGUUUAGAUUAGGGUUGAAGUCGAACGAUAUCGGUGUCAUAACUCCGUAUAAAGCACAGAUAAAACAGUUGAUGGAACUGUUCAAAGAAGCUGAUUUUGAUCUUCCGAAAAUCGGCACAGUGGAAGAAUUUCAAGGACAAGAAUUUAACGUAAUUAUCCUGUCUACAGUGCGCUCAAACAAAAACCAUGUCGCUUCUGAUCUUAAAUAUAGCAUGGGUUUUGUGGCCAGUCCUCGCCGACUCAAUGUUGCGAUAACCCGUGCCAAAGCUUUAUUAAUUAUUAUCGGAAAUCCGAAAUUGCUUUCUGUGGACAGGAGUUGGCGUUCUGUUAUCAACUACUGCAUGGAGAGAGGAAGUUAUAUUGGAAGUCCCUACCAAAAUUAGUUUAUAUUUUCCGAAUUUUAUUUUUGUGAGUUUAAAUAAGAAUAUUUUUUUAUAUUUUA
Molecule: messenger RNA, 3604 nt
Organism: Tribolium madens (black flour beetle)
Lineage: Eukaryota; Metazoa; Arthropoda; Insecta; Coleoptera; Tenebrionidae
Product: probable RNA helicase armi
Exons: 5
Coding region: 144-3545 (1133 amino acids)
Molecular function (GO): helicase activity
Source: RefSeq, a predicted model, not a curated record